Messenger RNA from Doryrhamphus excisus (bluestripe pipefish), 6365 nucleotides. RefSeq names its product neuronal pentraxin 2a (gene nptx2a). The record is from RefSeq and is a predicted model, not a curated record. Lineage: Eukaryota; Metazoa; Chordata; Actinopteri; Syngnathiformes; Syngnathidae.
GACGGUCCAAGCAGCCAAAGAGAGCAGGCAUGCAGGGUGCAAGUUCCCUGCAACAUCCUGAGGAUCUUUUUCUACUCCUUUUUAUAUUUUUCAGUGAAGUUUGAAGUCUUCUGGUAAAAUUCAGAAGAUAGAUGCACGGGAUUUGUUUUUUUUUUUUUGUGGAUGUGUGGAUAUAUGAUUGAUUUUGUUCAUAUUCAUACAAAAUGUCCGCAAACACUGUGAUUGUUGGAUAAAAGUUGUGUUGAAAAGAGGUCCAGACAGGAGUAUUUUUUUUCCACGCGUAUUUUUGGAAUAAGUCCAAGAGGAUGCUGACCGAACUGUUUGGUUUGUUCUACCUGCUCAGCUCGGUUCUGAGCCAGGACUCUACAGGUAGCCGCUUCGUUUGCAACGCCAUCCCCCCGGGCGCGGAGCCGGGUUGCAGCUCCUCUCCGACGGGCAACCGCUUACAGAUGAGCAGCCCCGUGGAGGAGGAGCUGCGGAACACUAUCAUCCAGCUCCGGGAGACUAUCUUACAGCAGAAGGAGACCAUCGUGAGCCAACAGGGAACCAUUAAGGAACUCAACUCCAAGCUUGCGCGCUGCGAGGCAGCCGCGGACGACUCGUCGCAACAGGGCAAGGCGCGGGGUCAGGGCUCCAGGAGGAAAGAGUACGGCAAGAACACCAUGGGGGAUUUACCCAGAGACCCCAGCGAGACCAUCAGCCAGCUUGGAAAGACCAUGCAAAGCUUGAAAGGUCGCUUGGAGAGCCUGGAGCAGCAGAGUUUGCAGCUCCCCAGCACAAACGUGUCAGUUGGAGGUGGCUCUCCCCUGACACCCCUGCCGCCGGAGCUGCGGGAUUUACUUCGGCAGCGUCUGGGGGCGCUGGAGACGCAGCUCCUGCGCAAGGUGGCUGAGUUGGAGGAGGAGAAGAGCCAGCUUUACAACGAAACGGCCGCUCAUCGCCAACGCACCGAGAAUGCUCUCAAUUCUCUCCUGGAAAGGAUCACAGAGCUGGAGAAAAAUAACAACGCCUUCAAGUCGCCUGAGGAUUUCAAGGUGUCCCUCUCCCUGCGCACCAACUACCUGUACGGACGCAUCAAAAAGAGCCUCCCAGAAAUGUACGCCUUCACCGUGUGCAUGUGGCUCAAGUCCAGCGCCAGCCCCGGGAUAGGGACCCCUUUCUCGUACGGCGUGCCGGGACAGGCUAAUGAGAUCGUGCUGAUCGAAUGGGGCAACAACCCCAUUGAGCUGCUGGUUAAUGAUAAGGUGGCCCAGCUUCCUCUUUCUGUGAGUGACGGGCGCUGGCACCAUAUCUGCAUCACCUGGACAACCAGGGAUGGCUUCUGGGAGGCUUACCAGGACGGCGAGCGACUAGGCACCGGGGACAAUCUGGCCCCAUGGCACCCAAUUAAACCAGGAGGGGUGAUUAUUCUGGGCCAGGAGCAGGAUAUCGUCGGCGGUCGCUUUGACGCUACCCAGGCCUUUGUCGGCGAAAUGAGCCAGUUCAACAUGUGGGACAGAGUCCUGCGGCCCGUGGACAUCGUGGGCCUGGCCAACUGUUCGGCAUACAUGCCCGGCAACGUGGUCCCGUGGAUAGACGCCAACGUGGAAGUAUUUGGGGGUGCGACCAAAGCUCCUCUGGAGAUAUGCGAGGACCGUGCAUUUGAUUCCUAAUGUGAGGAAUCAUCAUCACCAUCAUUGAAAAGCGAAAAGCCAAGUAUUCUUGUUCAUUGUGUGCAAAAAUCCCAAAGUCAAGGGUACAUGCAUAUUGAUAUUGUGUGGUUACUCAAAGAUUCACAUGUGUUGGCUUAAACGUGUGUCCAGUCCAGUCUUAGCCAUGGAAACGACUUCACAAAAGUGGCCAUGUGGAGAAGAUACACUGUUGCAUCCGUCCUCUCACAUUCUGUGUUUUUUUUUCUCUUCUUUCAUUUAACUUCUCAGUGCAAACAGCUCUUUGCUCAUGCAUUCCUUAUACCGACAAUGCUGCACCGUGUGUGUAGUGAGCGCACGCUCCAGCAGGCUUUGAUGUGUUGCGAAACAUCAUUCCGGAGUUAGAUGGUGGAACGCUGUGAGCUUCCUCUCUGUUUGAAGAGCAAACAAAUGAGGAGAAGGCCCAGGAGUUGGCAUCAUUGAUUGUAGAAGCAUCGCGUCCAUAUUUAGUGCAUGAGCCCGAGGAAAAGAACGCAAGUUUAGGGAAGACAAGUGCAUGCCUUCUUUCAGUCCGUGUGAGGACAUUACAUAAGCGAGCGUCUUGCGUGUUAAAAGACCAGAGAUUACCAGGGAGGGAGGACAUUUUCAUUCUUGUAAAUCUACGCUUAAUACCUCUCUGCCCCUUGAGCAGCUGCCAUAUCCCAAACAGCUUUAUAUGGAUGCUUCUGCUCAGGUUAAUAGCCAUGGCGGACAGCUGCCCAGAAGCAGCUAAAACCGAGCAGUGGACAGCGGCCGACUUCCCAAGCGAGGACAGCAAAGGGAUUGAGCCCAAAGGCCAAUCCGUAAUUCCUCCUCCGUGAAGUAAUUAUGUACAUUAUUAAAGGGAUUGAGAGUAUGAGCGGUAAAUGAGUCAUAAUUGAUUCAAUCUGCGUUCUCUGUGGACAUUAUGAAUGUUGAUGAGUAAUGAUAAGGCUAUGCUAUAUUUUUAAUUCAUAUCUGGAAUUACUGGGAUUUGAGCACAUGAACUGCAUGAACUGAAUCAUUUUUUUGCAGCUUCAUUUUUCUUCUUCCCUAAUAAUGUGAUAGAUUUUCAUUUCAGUUCAUUUCGGGGGGGUUUGCUAAACAGUGAAACUGAGCUCUAACAAUGCCUGUGAGGCUAAUUUUAAAAACAUGAAUAUAAAACGAGGCAGCAAAUAACUUAUUUUUUAAUCAUGUUCUUUGGCAUAAAAAGCUUCUGUCUAUGUUGGUUCAAUCUUCAAUAAGUCAUAAUGCUAAGUUAAUAAAGUCAUAAUACAAUGAGGGUUAAAAGACCAAAGUUUUUAUAUUUCCACAAUUUGUUAUGCUACAAGAAUACAAGUGGCAUGUUAAAAGAAUAAAGUUGUACUAUUAAGAAAAUAUAAUCCUGUUAUGAGAAUAAAGUUUUCAGGCUCAAACUUCUUGGCGCAGCCCACGCAGUGGUAAUUUGGUCCAGUGCACGGUUGUGUGCAGCCAAAUUGGUAAUUUGGUAGACUGGCCAAGAUGGGCGUGGUGGCGUACCCGUGGAGGAAUCCACAUUUUCAGGUUGGCGCAGUGACAAUUUUGUGACAAAACAGCCCGCCAAAGGUGCAAAAAAAAGCUUGCUUGGUCUAUUUGGGGCGCAGGCGAAGCGCAGCCUGCGUAAUGGUAAAUUGACUAACAGGCGCACAGUGCAGACAUGUCACAAAAAACUCACAGGAGUGUUGCAGACAAUACCCCCCUAAAUAAAUGUGCUUGUGCCCCGAAAUCAACAUUUUAGAAGUGAAAACUCCAGAAAAAAGCACAAGACAGCUCCACUCACAUCUCAGUGGUUGUGCUGGAAGCACGCCAGAUUGACCCUCCUGCAGUGCGGACUUUGUGGGAACAGAGAAAGUGAACCAUUAGAAAGCUAAUAAUUAACAACAACUAAAAACAACAAUUAAUAUAAAGUUGGUUGUUAAAAUCUGGCUGUAAGAUAUUUUUUUUUCUCAAGGAGGAUGAGAUACCAUACAUAAAUAUACCAUCAAAAGUUAUCCUAUUUGGCGAAGUAGAGCUGGAAUUUGUUUGUUUCGUUCAGCUUUUUCUUUCUUUGAUCCGCAUACUGAUUUUAAGCCCUUUAAAUUCCAGAUGCCCUUCCUGAAGAAUACCAAUAUUGCUUACUAGUGGAGAUUCAAACCCAAGGCGUCCGCUCCAAAAUACAGAACGCAAACCACUACACCACGGCGGGCGACGUAGACCAGGAAUGCUGGUGGAAAACAAGUAAGAUGCUUGGAUUAGCCUGAUGCUGUGUUUAAUGGAACUGUCAGGAACAGAUGACAUGUCCCACGCGCAUGGUGGCCUCUGAUGUGCAGUCCAGUGGGCCCUGUGCAUUUAAAGGCAAUGAGAGGUGUUCAUUUGAUUGGUUAACAACACACUCGGCUGUGUUAAACCCUCUCAUGACUUUUCUCCUCCCUCUUUGCCACUUGCGCUGGUGGGAGGGAUGGAGGCGUGGGUGCGCCUGUGCCGGGUCUGCGAAAUUAUAGCCCUUAAUGUUAAGAGAAUACAGUGAUAGUAUGACGAGGAAAAAGGUCGUAAUGCCCAUUCAUCCAUUUUCUAUACCACUUAUCCUCAUUCGGGUCACGGGGGUAUGCUGGAGCCUAUCCCAGCUGACUUCGGGCAAGAGACAGGGUACACCUCUGGACUUGUCGCCAGCCAAUCGCAGAAAAAAAGUUGUGAUGUUAACCGAAUAACAACAUAACUAUAAUGGUUAGAGAAUAAAGUCGGAAUAUUACGAAAAUAAUGUCAUAAUAUGACGGUAAGAAGAAUGCUAAUGUUACAUUGAUUAAUUUACAAUGUUAAGAUACACUUAAAACACGUACAAUUCAACCUCCACUGGCAAAAAACAUUGUUUAACACUGUAUUGUGGUGACCUUUUUCUCACCAGUUGUUUUUCCAAGUUUUUGUAAUAUAUUAAUAUCAUAAUUACAACUUUAUUCUUGUAAGUAUAGAAAUCUAUUCUUUUAGUUUUGUUUUUUUUAUCUUUUAAUUGUGUUCCUAACGUUUCUUUGUGGCAUAUGAUGCAGUAUCGAGUAGGACAGCGCAGAAUGUUGUAAAAAAAAAAAAGCGUGUUCACUAACCCAAUUAAGGAUUGUUAGAAAUGCCACCAAUUUGGCAUUUGAUUGUCCUUCAGUGUAAAGAAUAUUACAAGAUUUCCAUUUUAUUUCCUGGAGAAUUUUCCUGCCUUUUUCUGCUCUUGAUUUUUGCUCAUUAGCAGCAUAUUAUGGGAAAAAUGUUUCCUGAAAAUGAGAAAUGGCCUUUUUUUGAAGUGUUUUUGCUUGUAGACACAUGAAAAAAAAAUAAAUGAAAGUGUGCAGCAUCUUUUUGGGUUUUACACUUGUCAUUUGCACUCAAGAUUUAAAAAAAAAAAAAAAAAAAGAACUUGCAGAAUAUUUAAUGUAGAGUGCACCAUCCUUCACUUUAAAUUUUCUUAUCUGGACAUCAAUCAUUAAUGCAGAUGAGCAAAGAUCACCGCUGUCAUUUUUAUCACAGAUUUAAUUGCAUGCCAUGCAUAUCAUUCAUGAGAGCAGCCACAUUACCAAAUAAAUCCCCUGAACUGGCACAUUUCCUCGCAGACAAAAAAAAAUGCACACGUGGGUUGUGGGAGCUGCUUAGCCUUGUUUGAAACAAUGACACAUCUAUUUUAAUUCAUACCAAUCUGUGGCCUCUGAUACACAAUCAACAAUUAAAAGAAUGUGUGUGUGUGUGUGUGUGAUGUUUUCAGUUUGAUUUUCUUUGCAAAUGUCUACAGAUGUUAGGUAUUGAUUGAUCAAUAAAAAAAUCAUUCCAACCUGCAUAUAUAAGACUCUUUUCUGAGGUUUGAAUUUUUGUAUUUUUCCAGUGGAGAAACAGCAUUAUGCUGAUUAUUGUUGACACAACAGGCGUUCAGUGUCAGAACAAGACAGAUUGCUUCCAUCGUACACAGCAUUAGCUUUAAUCCGGACUGAGGUUUAGUCAAUAUUGAAAAUAAAUACAAUUACUGUGUCCAGCAGGAGGCGUCGACCAACACUGGUGAAAUUGAACUAAAAGGGGGAAAAAAAAUUAUGUUUACUGAGAUUCUCAUUGGGAGUGACCAGGAUGGAUAGGAUCAGGAAGGAGUACAUCAGAGGGACAUUACAUGUUAGAGGCCUUGGAGAUAAAAUCAGAGGCCAGACUGAGAUGGUUCGGACAUGUCCAGAGGAAAGACAGGAGAGACAUAGUUUGAUGUGGUCUGAUAUUUAAAGUGCUCCUGAAAGGGACAUGAGAACAUACAGCUGAUGAUAUUAUAAGACUUUUACAGAUAAUUCAACGAAAAUGACCGUAUUUUCCAGACUAUAAGUCACACUUUUUUUCAUAGAUUGGCUGUUCCUGCGAUUUAUACUCCAGAGCGACUUAUAAAUGACAAAAAAUAUUUAUGUUACAUCAACAGUGGAGACCUUUUCUGUUAAUGUUUAUUUUUGUGUAACUGAAUAACCAUUGUGUUAGCAUAUCUUACACCUAUUCAGCCUGUUCUCUAUUCUUUUAUUGUUAGAACUUGUGUCACGUUUCGGCAUGUCUAUGUUGCGGUGCGACCCCAGGAUGCAGAGAGCAGGACCAAAUGCAGGUAAAAUAAUAUUUAUUCUUGCUAUAAUAGCAGCAGAAGAAAAGGCAACUGAACUUGCUGACGGACAAACAACAAUAAUCCCACAAAGGGAGACGCACACACCUGAACUAAAUAGACACUCAAAU